This is a messenger RNA of Adineta steineri, 567 nucleotides long. The record is from the annotation of a GenBank genome assembly. NCBI's taxonomy places the organism in Eukaryota, Metazoa, Rotifera, Eurotatoria, Adinetida, Adinetidae.
AUGAAAUCAAUUUAUAUCGUAUUAUUACUUGUUGUUGUAUGUGUACUUGCAAUUGAAGGUUUACUUUUUCAUAAAAGCAAUGGUACAACUACGAAGGAUAAGCCAACCAAAGCACCUAAGAAAGAAAAAUGUAUGAUUGUUAAGGGUAAAGGAAAAAAUUUAGUGGGUGAUAUUAUUCAUAUUCAUAAAGAAUUUGUUCCAACAUUGAAAAUUAUUGAUAAUAUUGCUAAACAAUGUAAUAUUAAAUUAGCUAUCAAGAGUUCUUAUGAACAACUUCCAGACCCAUCGAAAUCAUUAAAAUUUACAACAGCAAAUGCUGGUAAACAUUUGAAAUUUUUUAUUAUGGAUAAAACUGGAAAAAAAUUAGUUUGUAAUAAUAUUUGUCUUACUAAAGAAGGUGAAAAAGUUGCAGAAGUUAAAUGUCUUGCUACUGGUUUACGUAAAGAAAAUUUACGUUAUGGACCUCAUGGUGAAGCAGGUACACUUGAUGAUGCAUCUGAUUCAAAACCUGGUUUUACAGAUGAUACUCGACGUAUUCAAGAAGCAUGUAAAGGUGUCAAACUUUAA